This is a messenger RNA of Paralichthys olivaceus (Japanese flounder), 1532 nucleotides long. RefSeq names its product zinc finger protein 346 (gene znf346). The record is from RefSeq and is a predicted model, not a curated record. Lineage: Eukaryota; Metazoa; Chordata; Actinopteri; Pleuronectiformes; Paralichthyidae. Gene Ontology annotation, molecular function: nucleic acid binding; zinc ion binding.
GCUGGUUUGUGUGUAGAUGUUAUGGCCGUCGCGAUGCAGACGGAGGACUUUCCUUACUUACCUUCGGGUCUGGCGGAGGUAAAUAAGAUGAUAAAGGAGCACGGUGACCUGUUUUCUGACUCCCAGUGUAAAGUCUGCAGCGCUGUCCUCAAUUCUGAGUCUCAGAAGUUGACUCAUUAUCAGAGCAAGAAACAUGCCAACAAAGUGCGACGUUAUCUUUCGAACCCAAACGAAAAGGAGCCAGUGUCCAAAAAGUUAAAGACGACAUCUGAAAGUGAGGACUGUAACAACAGAGAUCGCUAUAAGGCGUGUCAUAUAUGUAACAUGACAUUCUCUGCUCCUGUGGUGGCUGAGUCUCACUACAACGGUAAAGUUCAUGCCAAGAACCUGAGGUUGAAGGCAGUAGGUCCCCAGCCCCCAGCAGUCGCCUCCCAAACUGCACCAACGGCUCAGCCCAAGAAGAAACCUGCAGAUGAUUCGAUCGCUGUGGUGGCAACGGGCGGCGGCAACAACAAUGACCGUUUUUGCUCCAUCUGCCAGGCCUCCUUCAACAACCCACUCAUAGCCCCGCAGCACUACGUGGGCAAGAAGCAUCGAAAACAGAUGACCAAGCUCAAACUGAUGGAGACGUAUGGUCCCUCCACAGCACCAGGUUCCACACUAAAGGGCUACCCAUGUACUGUCUGCAAGAUUGAACUAAACUCGGUGGAGCAGUACCAGUCUCAUAUCACUGGUGCAAAACAUAAGAACCAAAUAAAGAAGUCAGGCCUGAACACUACAGAGAAACAACAAGCAGUAGAACAAUCACAAGGAGGCAACAACCAGGUCUCCAGCGGAGAUGGAGACCAAUGCACUGCUGAAGAUGACCAGUUUGCCCCCGUGGACGACCAGUAUGCCGCUGGAAAUGAUCAGUAUGCUGCUGGAAAUGAUCAGUAUGCCGCUGGAGAUUACCAUUAUGCCGUCGGGGAUGACCAGUACACAGGCGAAGUAAACCAGUAUACCCCUGAGGACACGCAGUACUCAGAGGAAUACCAGUUCACCUGAGGCUGGACUGGGUCAGGACUGCUGAGGUUUCAGUCAGGACUUGGAAUGACACACAGCAACCAGCCCCUUUAACACAUUAACCAACCAUCACCAUCCACAGACCUCCAGCUCCAGUCUCUUCUCAGUAGGUUUUCACCGGGAGAGUCAUCUAAACCGUGGGUUUGAUUCCUGGAAUUACCCCGUAGUAUUAAGUCCUUGUGCAUUUUCAGCUGGAACGGUUGAAGAAAGUUUUUUUUUUGUAUUGUUUUCUCAUAAUGAAAAAAGUUUGUGGUACAAUGAUGGUAAGAAGUUCCACCCUUCAUCAUGUGAUACAGGGCUCAGAAGUGAUGUAGCUCCACUUACAGUCACAAUGAAGAAUGUAUGUGAGGGUUUAUCUUCUGACUGAAAACAAUUCUGCAUUUGUACAUUAUGUCUGAGUAUCAUCUGAAAUAUGUCAAUACUGAUGCUGUUUUUAUUUUCAGCACUUCAGUGCUGCUGUCAGACACAUU